This is a messenger RNA of Purpureocillium lilacinum, 1221 nucleotides long. Its product is annotated as GID complex subunit containing RING finger motif. Gene Ontology annotation, cellular component: nucleus; cytoplasm; GID complex. The record is from RefSeq and is a predicted model, not a curated record. Gene Ontology annotation, biological process: proteasome-mediated ubiquitin-dependent protein catabolic process. NCBI's taxonomy places the organism in Eukaryota, Fungi, Ascomycota, Sordariomycetes, Hypocreales, Ophiocordycipitaceae. Gene Ontology annotation, molecular function: ubiquitin protein ligase activity; protein binding.
AUGGCCGACCACGAGCUGUCCAAGAUUCGGCACAGCGAGCACCUGCUGCUGGACCAGCCGCUGCUCCGCCUCCCCAACGAGCUCCUCCGAAAGAACUUCCGAUCCGCGCACUUCACCAUCGAGAAGGACACAACGGCCCUCAAGUCGCUGCUCAAGGAGUCGGCAACGGCCGCCGUCUCGGGCCGCGCCUCGCAGCAGGAUGUGCUCAAGAACCUCGACGCCAUGCUCACGCGCAUGCGCGGCGUCAAGCGCAAGCUCACCGCCUACGCCGAGGAGGAGUCGCGCCUGCACCUCCAGACGGCCGCCCGCAUCACCCACCUCGACGAGCUCUACUCCAUCGACGCCGUCGAGGACGUCAAGUACGAGGCCUGGAGCCGCAAGCGCCUCGACCGCCUGCUCGCCGACUACCUCCUGCGCCACGGCUUCAACCAGACGGCCGCCGACCUCGCCGCCGAGAAGGGCCUCAGCAACCUCGUCGACGUGGACACCUUUGUCGGCAUGAGCCAUAUCAGAGAGUCACUGCUGAAUGGGAGCGUCGCCGAGGCGCUGGCCUGGUGCACCGAGAACAAGAAAGAGUUGCGCAAGAUGGAGAGCAAACUCGAAUUCAUGCUGCGGCUGCAGCAGUACAUCGAACUCCUCCGCACCGAGUCGCAGCCCAAGCUGAUGGAGGCCAUAGCGCACGCCAAAAAGUACCUCAUCCCAUACUCAUCCAUAUACCCCAAGGACGUCAAGCGCGCCUGCGGCCUGCUCGCCUUCCCGCCCUCAUCCGCGUCCUCGGCCUACGCCGACUCCUACGACGCCUCCCGGUGGGCCGACCUCGCCGACCUCUUCACCCAAGCCCACAGCAACCUCCUCUCGCUCCCCGCCGUGCCCCUCCUCCACAUCGCCCUGUCGUCGGGCCUCUCCGCGCUCAAGACGCCCGCCUGCCACUCGUCGGCCGCGCACCAGGGCGGCGGCGAGGGCGCCUCCAUGCUCGGCCACGGCGUCUGCCCCAUCUGCUCCACCGAGCUCAACGAGCUGGCGCGCAACGUGCCCUACGCGCACCACACCAAGAGCCACGUCGAGUACGACCUCCUGCUCCUGCCCAACGGCAAGGUCUACGGCCGCCAGCGCCUCGAGGACCACGCCAAGAAAGCCGGCCUGUCGGAGAACGAGGUCAAGGACCCCCGCACUGGUGAGGUUUACUCCACCGACGUGCUCAAGAAGGUGUACAUAACAUAG